Neurospora hispaniola is the source of this 558-nucleotide messenger RNA. Its product is annotated as ADP-ribosylation factor 1. Gene Ontology annotation, cellular component: plasma membrane; cytoplasm. Bases 1 to 558 code for a protein of 185 amino acids. Gene Ontology annotation, biological process: intracellular protein transport; vesicle-mediated transport. Lineage: Eukaryota; Fungi; Ascomycota; Sordariomycetes; Sordariales; Sordariaceae. The transcript is spliced from 4 exons. Gene Ontology annotation, molecular function: GTPase activity; GTP binding. The record is from RefSeq and is a predicted model, not a curated record.
AUGGGCAACACGCUCUCGAUAUUCGGAAAGCUCUUCGAUGGGCUCUUCGGCAAGAAGGAGAUGAGAAUUCUCAUGGUCGGUCUCGACGCUGCCGGAAAGACCACUAUUCUCUACAAGCUCAAGCUCGGUGAGGUCGUCACGACCAUCCCGACCAUCGGCUUCAACGUCGAAACCGUCGAGUACAAGAACAUUCAGUUCACCGUCUGGGAUGUCGGUGGUCAGGACAAGAUCAGGCCUCUGUGGAGACAUUACUUCCAGAACACCCAGGGUAUUAUUUUCGUAGUCGACAGCAACGAUCGCGACCGUGUUGUCGAGGCCCGCGAAGAACUCCAGCGCAUGCUCAACGAGGAUGAGCUCCGCGACGCCCUCCUGCUCGUCUUCGCCAACAAGCAGGAUCUUCCUAAUGCCAUGAACGCUGCCGAGAUUACGGAUAAGCUCGGCCUUUCCAGCUUGAGGCAACGCUCUUGGUACAUCCAAGCCACUUGCGCUACCACCGGUGAUGGUCUGUUCGAAGGUCUCGACUGGCUGUCGACUGAGUUGAAGAAGAAGAGCCCUUAA